CUUUCCCGUUCCUGUCUCUCUCGCUCCUUGUUCUUUCCAUACCAUAUACCCCUUCACACAUACAUCUUCUCAUACUCUACAAAGAAGACAGACACAAUGGCUGACCAGCGCCCCGCUCCUCUCCGCCUCGGCACCGUCGCCCCCAACUUCAAGGCCGACACCACCAACGGCCCCAUCGACUUCCACGACUUCAUCGGCGACAGCUGGGUCGUCCUCUUCUCCCACCCGGAGGACUACACCCCCGUCUGCACCACCGAGCUCGGCGCCUUCGCCAAGCUCGAGCCCGACUUCUCCAAGCGCGGCGUCAAGCUCAUCGGCCUCUCCGCCAACACCCUCGGCUCUCACGAGGGCUGGAUCAAGGACAUUGACGAGGUCACCGGCUCCAAGGUCGCCUUCCCCAUCAUCGCCGACAAGGAGCGCAAGGUCGCUCUCCUCUACGACAUGCUCGACUACCAGGACACCACAAACGUUGACGAGAAGGGCAUCGCCUUCACCAUCCGCUCCGUCUUCAUCAUCGACCCCAAGAAGACCAUCCGCACCAUCCUCUCCUACCCGGCCUCCACCGGCCGCAACUCCGCCGAGGUUCUCCGCAUCGUCGACUCCCUCCAGACCGGCGACAAGCACAAGAUCACCACCCCCAUCAACUGGGUCCCCGGCGACGACGUCAUCGUCCACCCCUCCAUCAAGACCGAGCAGGCCAAGGAGCUCUUCCCCGAGGUCCGCAUCGUCAAGCCCUACCUGCGCUUCACCCCUUUACCCAAGGAGAAGGCCACCGUCGCCUAAGUGCAGGCGCCAGUGGCCACGAGUGGAACUUGGUUUGGGGACGCUAUGUUGGAUGACGGGCCUCGGUGCUUAAGUAUCUGAGUGUCUGGGAACGACGAGCGGACGAGAUCCCAGAGUGUUGAAAAAGCAAAAGAGGCCGAUGAUGUCAAGCAUCAAGUCCUUCCCACCUGGAGACGUGUGUACACGCACUCUCCACCCGAAUACCCGGCGUGGCGCUGCGAAUGGCAACAUGACGCUUUGGUCAGCCUUCAAGGGGCAUGACUUUGGCAAGUAGCAGCGUCUUCGCUCUGACUACCUUUUACAUAGAACGUAUGAAAUAAUGAGAAAUGUCCAAACUCUGC
Messenger RNA from Colletotrichum acutatum, 1124 nucleotides. RefSeq names its product AhpC/TSA family protein. NCBI's taxonomy places the organism in Eukaryota, Fungi, Ascomycota, Sordariomycetes, Glomerellales, Glomerellaceae. The transcript is spliced from 2 exons. Gene Ontology annotation, cellular component: cytosol; mitochondrion. The record is from RefSeq and is a predicted model, not a curated record. Gene Ontology annotation, molecular function: peroxiredoxin activity. Bases 97 to 783 code for a protein of 228 amino acids. Gene Ontology annotation, biological process: cellular response to oxidative stress; cell redox homeostasis; cellular oxidant detoxification.